Thermothelomyces thermophilus ATCC 42464 is the source of this 1588-nucleotide messenger RNA. RefSeq lists its product as uncharacterized. Gene Ontology annotation, cellular component: nucleus; cytoplasm. The record is from RefSeq and is a predicted model, not a curated record. The transcript has 2 exons. NCBI's taxonomy places the organism in Eukaryota, Fungi, Ascomycota, Sordariomycetes, Sordariales, Chaetomiaceae. Bases 439 to 1338 code for a protein of 299 amino acids. Gene Ontology annotation, molecular function: protein serine/threonine kinase activity; ATP binding. Gene Ontology annotation, biological process: protein phosphorylation; mitotic DNA damage checkpoint signaling.
GUCGUUAACAGCCUGCUCUUGAUCAGCGUCUGUUCCAAUUCCUGGCGACAGGGUUCGCCUCGAACAGUGCCGACCCUACAUGCGGAGGAACUUGUGAUUGGGAUUUUUAUCUAUUUAUCGGGUACCUACUUGGCACUCCGAGAAGCAUGGAUAGAUGGAAUUUAUUUCGCCCGACAAGGCACUGAGCCUGGAGGGCCUUGGCACUGUGGCUUGGUUUUGACACACGUGAUCUUGCUUUCUCGGAGCGAUUCUCUAUUGGCUGGGGAUUUUGGAACCGGGAACCCACACCGCUUGGUAUACUAUAUAUGUAGGCAAGACCAAGUACCUAAGGUUCCCUACUUAAACUUGUCUCGAUUCCAAAACAAUUUGACCAGACACCCCGCUCGAAUAAAACACCCAGCUUCACAGUAUUCACCCUAUAAGUAAGAAGCAGCAGCAAUGCCUAUCUAUGGCUCAACAAGCAGCAUUGAACCUGUAUCUCCGGGUAUUGUGGUAAAGAAACCUCAUCAGCUUGGAGAGGAAUACUUCGACAGACGGUUUGCAAAUAACUUCUCUGUGGAGCGACAAAUCCUUAAGAGACUAGGCCAGCACCCUAGGAUUGUCAGAUAUCUCGGCCUACAAGGUGAUGGCAUCCUUCUUGGCGAAGCUAGCCAUGGCAACCUCCAGACGUACCUUGACGAGCAUCACGCGUCCACCUCGCUAGACCAGCGCCUGCUCUGGUGCCGCCAACUUGCCGAGGCCCUCGAUUAUAUCCACAGCCGCGGCGUACUACACUCAGACCUCCGCCCGGGCAAUAUCCUAGUCCAUGAGACAACGCCGGGCGCACGGGACCUACUGCUCGCCGACUUUGGUGGCUCGGUAUGCGAGGAGCUCGGCCUGGACGGGCUGUCCCUGCCUGACGGUCCGUUCUAUAGUCCUGUCUUUAACUGGCAGUCGAGCGUGCUACUAGACUUGUUCGGCAUGGGGUCGAUAUUCUAUACAAUCCAUACAGGAAGGUGGCCGUAUAAGCUAACACCAGGGCGGUUUGAUAAAGUUGACGACCGGCUAGAAUGGGAGGACAAGGUGGUAUAUCCUAACUUCCAACAGGACAAGUUUCCUGAUGAUGUCAGGGAUUUGCCGGCUGGAGACGUGAUUUUGGCAUGCUGGAAAAGAGAGUUUGCAACGGCGAAAGACGUGCUGGCGGCUCUGGAUAAAUAUCUCGAGGUACGGGGGAAGAAGUAUGCCGAGCCAAUAGCCGUCAUGGAGGAAAAGCGUGGAGGAGAUGAACUUAAUGAUAACGUAGUGGGUGUGGAAGACCGAGGUGACCAUUAUGUAGGUAGAUUAAUCAGUCUUAUAUAGAGCUAAGGGAGAAAGGAACAGGGGAAUUCUCAGGAUGUGGAAAUUGGGUGACGGUCGGUGCCUGGUGUAUUACACGUUCCAACGUGGCUUUGGUGCUGCGGUCAUCAUUUGAAACAAUGGAAUGUGCUCUCUGAAUAGCACCUCCAGGCGGCGGACGCGAGGCUGGCUGAGCAGGGACCUGGACUUGGGAGGGCGUGCGACAGGAGCCUCGCGUCAAAUAUAUUUUCCAGAGCAGGGGCUGCAUCGUCCU